Messenger RNA from Diachasma alloeum, 2903 nucleotides. It is a transcript of the gene CDase, whose product is annotated as neutral ceramidase. Gene Ontology annotation, biological process: ceramide catabolic process; sphingosine biosynthetic process; long-chain fatty acid biosynthetic process. The record is from RefSeq and is a predicted model, not a curated record. The coding region runs from base 588 to 2702 and encodes 704 amino acids. Gene Ontology annotation, cellular component: extracellular region. The transcript has 14 exons. Gene Ontology annotation, molecular function: N-acylsphingosine amidohydrolase activity. Lineage: Eukaryota; Metazoa; Arthropoda; Insecta; Hymenoptera; Braconidae.
UCACCCAUUCCCCAUUUUCUGAGCGGCAUCAAGUCAUUUCUUUGGGACCAAAGAAACUGGAAGAAGAAAAGCGCGAGUGACUGAGGCGACUAAAUGAGAGACGAGCUUCAGUGCUUUCGCGUUAUAUUUUUCUUCCAUCCGCGGAAAUCGCGCUGUCCUUUGUGUCGCCAAGUGAUUUCAUCAGUCACACACAAUGGACUAGCGGAUAUGCUCUAUUUUAGUUCCGUUUGUGGUUGUUGCUGUUGUUGUUGCGGUUGACUGGAGUGAGGAGGGAAAUAGGUGAAAUUAUUCCGGUUGGUUAUGAGAAACUCAUGUCCGGCGGAGUGAGAUCAAGGAAUUGGGUAAUAUUAUUAUCGUCUCGGUGACUAAUCGACGGCUCAAGUGGCCACGAUGCUGCGAUAAGCCGGACACUGUCGUUAGCUGACGGGUUGAGUGAAAAGCCGGGAUAUGGUGAGACUCGAGCCAGUGUGGUGAGGUAGCCGCUAAGAAGAACGCUUCAUUGUGCAGUUGAGAUACCAUUUGUGGGAGUGGGAUUUAGGAUUUUCAAAAGCCGUUGCAUUGCGACAUCGAAGGUCAGACGAUAACGAAUGGAUUCCGGAUGGAUCGCUAGGCCCCUGGGCCUUCUACUUUUCCUCACAAUGGCAUUUCCCGGGGUCACUGCCUCCUACAGCAUUGGUAUAGGCACUGCUGAUUCAACGGGACCUGUUGCUGAAAUUGUUUUUAUGGGAUACGCGAAAAUGGAUCAAAAGGGUACAGGUCUACACCUCCGCACCUUCGCCCGUAGUUUCAUAAUCGACGAUGGAAACCAGAGAUUCGUAUUCGUCAGUGUCGAAAGUGCGAUGAUUGGUCAUGACGUGCGCUCUGCUGUGAUAGCUAAACUAAAGAAAAAAUAUGGAGAUCUGUAUACAGAUGAAAAUGUUAUGAUAAGUGCAACACACACACACUCGAGUCCAGGAGGGUCCAAUUUGUACACGCUGUUCGAUCUCACGACAUUUGGAUUCAUAAAACAAAGCUUUUCGGCGAUAGUCAACGGAAUUACGAAGAGUAUUGAGCGGGCGCAUGACGCCGUUCUCCCUGGAAGGAUCUUUGUGGACCGGGGAGAGGUUCUCGAUGCAAACAUCAACAGAAGCCCUCAGGCGUAUUUGAAUAAUCCCAAGACUGAGAGAGACAAGUACAACCACAACGUAGAUAAGACGAUGACUCAGCUGCAAUUUGUAGCAGCAGACGGCAGUCCUCUGGGGGUCAUUAACUGGUUCGCGGUGCAUCCAACCAGCAUGAACAACACUAAUCGCCUCGUCUCCAGUGACAACGUUGGCUACGCAGCUCUUUUAUUCGAAGAGAAAAUGAAUAAAAAUUCCAUGCCUGGGAAGGGGAAAUUUGUAGCAGCUUUUGCGUCAAGCAACUUGGGUGACGUCUCCCCCAACACCCAAGGACCAAAGUGCGAAUUUUCGGGUGAAGAAUGUUCAGCGCAGUACACGUGCCCUGGGAAAAAGGAAAGGUGUUUUGCGUCAGGACCCGGAAAGGACAUGUUCGAAAGCACCAGCAUAAUCGCUAGAAAACUCUUCACAGAGGCAGUCAACAUCUGGCAAAGAGGUUCAAAGGCAGAGCUGAAGGGUCCAGUGAGAGUAGUUCAUCGUUACGUGAACAUGCCAGGGCAGAGAGGAGAGUACUACAACGAGACGACAGGUCGAGUGGAGGAGGUGGAGGCUUGUCUGCCGGCGAUGGGCUACAGUUUUGCGGCCGGGACAACCGACGGACCCGGCUCGUUCGCCUUCGAACAAGGCACAACGACUUCGAAUCCUGUGUGGAACGCCGUUAGGAACUUCGUUGCUGCACCCACCGAGGAGGACAUCAAGUGUCACGGGGCUAAGCCCAUACUAUUGGCAACUGGAAGAAUGCGACUGCCUUAUCAGUGGCAACCAAAGGUAGUGUCCACCCAACUCGUCGCAAUCGGUGACUUUGUAAUAGCAGGUGUGCCCGGUGAAUUCACGACCAUGUCGGGCAGAAGAAUGCGCGAGACGAUUGCAUCUGCUGUGAUGGAAAGUACCGAGGUAGAACCCAUCGUUGUUAUUGCUGGGCUUUGCAACACGUACAGCGAUUAUAUUGCUACUCCCGAGGAGUAUGAGAUUCAAAGGUAUGAAGGCGCCUCGACUAUCUUCGGACCCCAUACGCUGACGAUUUACCUCAAACAAUAUCGGGAAUUGGCCCUGGCAGCAGUUCAUGGUAGGAAAGUGGAGCCCGGCCCCUCACCGCCGGACCUGACUACUGAAAAUUUGAUAAGUCUCCAAACACCAGUGAUUUAUGACACGUCAAAGUGGGGACGAGACUUUGGCGACUGCCUGCGGCAGCCCGAAAAAACAGUUCGUCCUGGGCACACAGUUUCAGCUAUUUUCGUAUCGGGACAUCCCCGUAAUAAUCUCAUGAUGGACUCAAGUUUUCUCACUGUCGAGAGAAUUGACGAUAACGGAAAUUGGAUUGAAGUUGCCACUGAUGCAAAUUGGGAAACUCGAUUCUACUGGGCCCGCACGUCAGUGAUCCUCGGUACUAGUCAAGUGGAAAUCACAUGGGAUAUCCCGUUAGAUGUAUUACCUGGAAAAUAUCGAAUACGGCAUAACGGAUAUUAUCGGUAUAUAUUGGGUGGAGUAUUCCCCUAUCAAGGCUUCAGUGAUCUGUUUGAAAUCCAAACAACUUCGGAGUCCUGAGAAUAAUUCGCAUGCAAUUGAGUUACAUCAGCCUGAAAUCACACGACGUAGAACAAAUGUUCCCCAGUUUUUUCAAUAAUUAAAAUUAGUCUCACUGUAUCCAUUACGUAUUCCGAUCGAUAUUCGAGCGAACCUGUGCCAUAGAUUUAACAAUACUGUAAAAAUGAUGAAUAAUUAUAGUAUCUUGAACGUUUGAAGCUA